Molecule: messenger RNA, 3791 nt
Organism: Lineus longissimus
Lineage: Eukaryota; Metazoa; Nemertea; Pilidiophora; Heteronemertea; Lineidae
Exons: 7
Coding region: 108-2783 (891 amino acids)
Biological process (GO): protein phosphorylation; negative regulation of apoptotic process; positive regulation of fibroblast growth factor receptor signaling pathway
Cellular component (GO): cytoplasm
Molecular function (GO): protein kinase activity; ATP binding
Source: RefSeq, a predicted model, not a curated record
CGUCACUGCUGGAUCUGUCAGAGUGAUUUUCCAACGAACUGAAAGUCGUGAAAGUUCUAUUUGAAAGAGUGGUAAACAAGAGGGAAAGGCGAGCUGAAGUGCUUCCUAUGGCGUCAAAUCAGCCACUUUCCGACGACUUGGGCGUGCCGGCAUCGCUUGAAAAGUUAAAGAAACAGUUCGACGCUUUCUACUCGUACCGGACUGUUCUCAAGGAAAGCUAUGGUCGAGUGUCCGCCUCUUUCCAACUCUUGGAAGGGGAUGAGGUCUGUGAUAGCCUGAAGAACGUUUUUACAGAAGGAACUAAUGCCAUCGACGGGGUCCUUGAGAAAAAUCCGGUCAUCAUGAUCGGCGGUCAGCUCAACUGUGGCAAGUCGUCCUUCAUUAAUCUGCUGUUGAACCGUCGAGUGGUCCCAGUGAAUCAACACCCUUGCACGGCGAGGAUCGUACGGAUCAAGUACAGCCAGGAGGAAUAUUUCCAGUUAACAGAUGCCACAGGAAACACGAAGGGGCCAAAAUGUCCACUGGAUAGAAAAACCCUCAGGAAAGAAAUACAGUUAGAAGGAGAAAGAGAAAGUCGGGCGAAGGUUGAUGAGAUGGUGGAGAUAGGAUUGAACAGUCCCUUGCUCGAAUCCGGUCUGCAGAUUAUCGAUACUCCGGGCUUGAGUGAGAACGAGGCUUUGGAUGCAGUGGUCACCCAAUGUCUUGAUGGGGUUCUGCAAGUUCUCUUCUACGUAAUCGAUGGUAAUACUGCUUGGCGCCGCCAGGACGCAGAAUUCAUGUCAAAAAUUCUGAAAAGGUCACCGGACAUCAAGAUCAUUUACGUCUGCAACAAGUGCGAAGAGGAUGAAGAGGCGACAAUGCUGGAUGCCCCGGAUAGCGACUCGGAAACAGAAACAUUGCCGCCGCCUAUCCCAAAAGGCACGAUCGUGUUCUCGAAGUUGAAGAAUUCCUGCUUGCUCUCAGAAGAGGAGGAGAUUACAUGUAACAGGUUUUUCCAAAUCUCCUGCACCAGGUUGAAACGAUCUCAAAGUCAUGAUUACAAACCAGACGAGUUUUCUAUCGAAUAUCAGAGGCUGACGAAUUCCCUCUGCGUCAUAUUACGUCACUUCCUCUACCAUUUCCUUCGGCAAGCCGCCCUAAAACUGUUCGGCGUCGUCACCAAGUGCUACGAUGUUUGCAGCAAGCACGAGCGUAGUCGCCCGGAUGACCUUGUGCCGUUGCUGCUUGAGAAGUUUGAGGAAACACAUUUGGACUUUGUCACAACCAUUUUCAAGUACGAAGAACAGUUAAUGUGUGCAGUGGCUGGAGUAAUGGCCAGCAAGAUCGAUGAUGUGUCGAAUGAAAGCAUCACUCGUCUCAAAGGUCUUGGAAGCAUUCUGCAAAUGAUCAGCAAGAAAGGGUUUUACCCGCUUCUUGUGUGUCUUUCUACACUCGGAGAAAAGAUAGCAUCUGAUGAGACCAUGCAACUCACGCUGAAGACCAUGGACUCUGAACUAAAAGCGAUAUCUAAGGACUUCUUCCAUAUAUGUGAGGAGCUCGGUGCCCGUGGUGACAUACUUACUCUUUUGAAGGGAUUUACACAUGCUGUGGAGAAGGCUGAUAUCAUCAAGGGUCUUCCUGGACUCAUAAGGCAGUGUUUGUGGAAACUGGUCCUUCCCGUCAUGGACGUCAGCGAUGUCGAAGAAACAGCGGAACUGUUUUUACCAAUAGAUCAGAUUGUUGCAAUGGUUGAUCCUGGAGAAUUGAGCCAAAGCAUUUGUCGGAAGAUUUCAAAUGAGCUCUCAGAUGGGAGCGCAGUAAUCUAUUUGGUGUGUAAAAUUACGGAGAGUGUUGAAGAGAUAGAAAAGGGCUCUCAAUUUUCCAAGGAGGUGAGGUAUUGCUUCCCGGCAGAAAAUAUGAUAUUGAAGUCUUUGCUUUCAACACUAAAGUACAAAGAGAUUACCAUUCUGGAGACGGUUGGGGAAGGCAGGCAUUGCAUGGUUUACAAGGCAAAACAGGGGAACAUGAUUCUUGCUGCAAGGCGAACUCUUGAGGGAGAAAACAGCGAAGACUUCCGGGACAUGGCAAAAACCUAUGCCAUGUUCAGAGAUUUGAACGACCACUUGAACAUCUUGAAGUCCCUCGAUGUUGGCCGCGCCCCAACUGGACAAGUCCUUCUCCUAGUUCCUUAUAUCGAGAAGAGCCUGUAUCAGGAACUGUGUGAUGGGACGAUGUUACAGUGUGAACCAGAUGAGAGGUUGUCAGUUGGGAUACAGAUAGUAAAGGGAUGCAUGUACCUGAAGGAGAUGGGAUUAGAGGCAGUAGACCUUAGGCCAAACAACAUUAGGCUUCAAGAUGGCUGUCCAAAGAUUGACAUCAGCAAGUGGCGAGGGGUUAGUACCCCCUACCCUCCACCAGACAACCAGCUACCCUUUCAUUUCCCUGCAGAGUGUAUCUGCGCUGACCAGAAACGGUAUCCUUCUACACUGGACAGUUACGGUUCCGCCAUACUGAUAUGGAUGCUUGCUUGUGGAAAGUUUAUCCGGCCUCCAUUUGCUAGUGAGGAAGGCUCCGAAGGACAAGGGGGCCCGGACCCCACGGUAGCCAUUUUGUGUAACCUUGAUCGAGUAAGGCAAGAAUUCGAUGAAAUAAUACAGCAAUGUUCAGGCGCUGAGGCCGGCAUGUCUCUCUUCCUCCCAUUGGUCAGGACCAUCCUAGAGAAAUGUAUUACUGACGAAAUGGAGAGAAUGGAUGUUUUUGAACUACAUGAAAUGCUGCAGUCCCAGAUGGCUAUUCUGCAGUAGUCGAUAAUUUGAUUGCUUGGAGCAGAAUGCUUCGACAUGGCGACUAUCGAAACCAGCCGGAAGAGUAACUAAUCGUAUGAAUGAAAUGCCUAAACAACUUUUAUCUCAUUGUACUUUCCUGUGAAACGCCUAUGUUCGGAAUAUAAGGCGAACUUCAUAUAUUCGUUGUGUGUGUUUGAUGUUGACAGGACUCCAUCUAAAAGCUUCUUGCGAAUGUGGACUCUGCGACCACACGCCAGAGCACAGUCUUUGAUGACCAGAGGAUUGAACUUUUGGCCGGAGCUGGCGCCCGCUAGCCAUUGGGGAAAAUUUGCAACGAUCAUGACGAAUGGCCGACUUCGUCGCUUCACGAUGUCCGAUACAUAUUGACAGGUUAUUAUACGAACGCAUAACACGAAGUUGCCAAGGCAAUCGAAUAAGAUGAUCCACAGUCUUCAGGAUAGAUGCCGCCACUUCUGAUGAAUCUCAGGCGAUCGGCCGUGCCUGCAGAUAACCGAUAAUGCUGGUAGUCAAAGCAUUGGCUUCUGCAGGAGCGAGCUCUAUACUCGAAUAGGGGGCCUACGUUACUACCGUGCCUUGGUGGUGGCAUGGCUUCUACUGGAGCGAGCUCUAUACUUGAAUACGUUACUACCGUGCCUUGGUGGUAGCGUGGCUUCUACUGGAGCGAGCUCUAUACUUGAAUACGUUACUACCGUGCCUUGGUGGUAGCGUGGCUUCUACUGGAGCGAGCUCUAUACUUGAAUACGUUACUACCGUGCCUUGGUGGUAGCGUGGCUUCUACUGGAGCGAGCUCUAAACUUGAAUUCGUUACUACCGUGCCUUGGUGGUAGCGUGGCUUCUACUGGAGCGAGCUCCAUAUACUUGAAUACGUUACUACCGUGCCUUGGUGGUAGCGUGGCUUCUACUGGAGCGAGCUCCAUAUACUUGAAUACGUUACUACCAUGCCUUGGUGGUAGCGUGGCUUCUACUGGAGCGAGCUCCAUAUAAUUGAAUACGUUACUACCGUGC